AUGCUCUCUCAAGGAAACCAGAUUUUUGUGACUAAAAUUCACGUCGACCGAACAGGACUAGUAUAUCUCCUUCUUCCUUUUUCCUUUCGUUUUUCUUUUCCGUUCUUUCUUUAUUUCUCUCUCUCUCUCUCUCUCACUCUCUCUUUCUUACGCUCUCACAUUCCUUCCUUCUUUUUCGUUCUUUCUUUAUUUCUCUCUCUCUCUCUCUCUCACUCUCUCUUUCUUACGCUCUCACAUUCCUUCCUUCUUUUUCGUUCUUUCUUUAUUUCUCUCUCUCUCUCUCUCUUUCUUACGCUCUCACAUUCCUUCCUUCUUUUUCGUUCUUUCUUUAUUUCUGUGUCUUUUACGCUCUCAUUCAUUCCUUCUUUCUUUCUUUUUCGUUCUUUAUUUCUGUCUCUCUUACAUUCUCUCAUUCCUUCUUUCUUUUUCCUUUCAUCUCUGUGUUUGUUACGUUCUCAUUCAUUCUUUCUUACCUUUUCGUUCAUUCUUUCUUUCUUUUUGGUUCUUUAUUCAUUUAUUUAUUUCUUACACUUUCUCAUUCUUUCUUUUUUUCUUUCUUCUUUUUCGUUCUUUAUUUAUUUCUCUUACGUCCUCUCAUUCUUUCUUUUUUUUUCGUUCUUUUUUAGUUAUUUCUAUCUUAAGCUCUCUCAUUGUUUCUUUCUUUUUCCUUCUUUCUUUAUUUCUGUCUCUCUUACUCCUUCAUAUUCCUUCAUUCUUGUGCGUUCUUUUUUAGUUAUUUCUCUCUUACGCUCUCAUUCAUUCUUUCUUUCCUUUUCGUUCUUUCUUUACUCCUGUCUCUCUUACGCUCUUAAAUUCUUUCCUUCUUUUUCGCUCUUUCUUCUUUGUCUGUGUCUCUUACGCUCUCACAUUCUUUCUUUUCUUUCUUUCUUUCUUUCUUUCUUUCUUUCUUUCUUUCUUACCAGGAAAGUUCGUGUAAGCAUUUUCCCAGGCAGAAGCGCUCGGUUACUGACAUAG
Acanthosepion pharaonis is the source of this 975-nucleotide messenger RNA. NCBI's taxonomy places the organism in Eukaryota, Metazoa, Mollusca, Cephalopoda, Sepiida, Sepiidae. The record is from the annotation of a GenBank genome assembly.